ACCCCAUGUCGUUCUUCUUCAUCUGUAACAAUGGAGGUGACUGAGAAAACAAAAGGGAGAUGUGCUGGCGGAGGAGGAGAAGGGCGGGCCUUGAUUCCCGGUUUGCCGGAUGAAAUAGCCAUGGAGUGUUUAGUGAGAGUGUCUUGCCAGUUUCACUCCAACAUGAAAUCCGUGUGCCAUAGUUGGCGGAGCUUGAUUUCCAGUCCUCUCUUUUAUCGAGAACGAAUCAAAUCCGGUGCGGCGGAGCAUCUUGUGUGCUUAAUCCAGCCUAUGACGGGUUUCCCGCCACCGGAUUCGAUUCACGGAAAUCAGGGAGAUGGCGUUUGUGGGAGGACCGAAGCCGGUGUCAAGAAAGAGGAGGAGGAGGAUGAGGAUGAUCGGCGAAAUCAGCAGCAGGGCCAGUGCGGGAUGAGCAUCUACAACGAGACCAGGGGUACCUGGCAUCGGAUUAGGCCUAAAGUCGGGCGAAUCCCGAUGUUCUGCCAGUGUUUGGCGCUUGGGUCUUCUGGGAAAUUGAUGCUUUUGGGGGGAUGGGAUCCGGUUACUCUAGAGCCGGUCGCCGAUGUGUAUAUCCUUGAUUUGGUUUCAGGUGGUGGCAGGUGGAGACGCGCGGCUCCCAUGUCGGUGCCACGCUCCUUCUUUGCGUGUGCGGUUGUCAGUGGGACCAAGGUGUACGUCGCGGGAGGGCAUGAUGAUCAGAAGAACGCGCUUCGGUCGGCGGAGGUGUACGAUGUCGAGGAAGAUCGGUGGGAAAUGUUGCCGGAUAUGGCGGAAGAAAGAGACGAGUGCCAGGGGCUCUCCUGGGAUGGGGAUUCCAGAUUCUGGGUUGUGAGCGGUUAUGGCACUGAAAGACAGGGCGAGUUCGGGUCGGAUGCUGAGUGUUACGAUCCUGAAACUGGAUCUUGGUACAAGGUAGAAGGGGUCUGGCCGUUUUCUAGAACCAGCCCCAGAGGCUGCACUGCCGCCGUGAGCUCCGGACAGCAGCGCCAGUGGUGGUGGUUUUUGGGGAGUGAACAAGAAGAGCAACAACAGCACGAAGAAGCAAAGGAGAAGCCUUGGAAGACAGUGAGCACAAUUAAACUUUCGAGAAGCAUAAUUGGGACACCUCCAUGCGUGACCAAUCUUGCAUAUGGCACUCGAGAGGACGGCCACCGGGUAUUUGUGAUGAGCAGCCGUGGCGGCGGCGGCGGCGACAAUUGUGGUGGCGGAUGUGAAGGCGAAACGGGGUUCAUAAUGGAGAGGGAAAGGAAUGGCAAUACUAAGUGGAACCAUGUCCAUACUCCUAUGGAGUUCUCUGGUUUUCCAUUCUCAGCGUCUUCUUUCAUUGUAUAAAUCAGUAGUUAAACUUUUUGUUUCCCAACCUAUAAUGCAGAAGUUCUUCAUGUUGCAUGCUUCAGUUUCUGUAAUGUAGAAGUAGUUUUUUUUUUUGGUGUUAAAAGAACUGGGCAGACUAACAGCAACAUCUUAGCAUGAAAUGGAAGUUCUUCAUGUUGCAUGCUUCAGAUUCUGUAAUGUAGAAGUAGUGGCCCCCUUUUUUUUUUGAGUUAAAAGAACUGGGCAUAAUAACAGAUUAACAACAAC
Molecule: messenger RNA, 1581 nt
Organism: Rubroshorea leprosula
Lineage: Eukaryota; Viridiplantae; Streptophyta; Magnoliopsida; Malvales; Dipterocarpaceae
Source: the annotation of a GenBank genome assembly